ACGUGAAUGAAGGUGUUUUUUGGCGAGCUGCUUCAGAAAAGAAAUGGAAACUGUUGAAGAUCCUGGCAGCUUGUCUCCUGUGAUGGGUCGGAUGAGGGGCCAGUUUGGCUGGGGACUCGUGCUGCUUCUCUCCGUUCUUGCCUACGGCUCGCAUGCACCUUUGAUCGGCCUGUGUAAGGUGGGCGGGAACGUGCCGUUCAGUUCCUCCUCCGUUGUGGUUCUGGUCGAGCUGGCAAAGCUUGCCGUGUCUUCUGUGUUGUUCCUAGCUCGUGAUCGUAGCACUUUCACCAGUGGGGGAGCUAUCUCAGUGUGGGCAGCCCUCCCGUUUGCUGUGCCCGCCUCCCUUUACGCAGUCAACAACAACCUGGUCGUCCAUAUGCAGCACCACAUGGACCCUGUGACCUUUCAGGUGCUGAGCAACCUCAAGAUUGUAGCCACUGCUGCUUUCUACAGCCUGCUGCUCCGCCAGUGGCUGCCUGCUCGCAAAUGGCUGGCGCUGCUCCUGCUGAUGGCAGCUGGGGUUUGCCACACUGAUGCCAUGCAUGGCCGGGCAGGAAGGAUGGAGCCAGCGACCCAUGGCCGGCUAUACAUCACUCUGCAGGGUGCGAUUGCCAUCACUGCCUACUGCUCAAUAUCUGGCCUUUCUGCAGUGUACACAGAGUGGGCUCUGAAGUCCCAGCCACUGCCCCUCAACCUCCAGAACCUGUUCCUGUAUGCGUUCGGUGUUGCUGUCAAUUUGAUGGUGUACACAGCCAGCUCCCCCUCCACCAGUUUCUUCCAGGGCUACUCCGUCUGGGUAGCUGUAAUAAUUGGCAGCCAGGCUCUGAAUGGCUUGCUGAUGUCGGUCAUCAUGAAAUAUAACAACAACAUGACCAGACUCUUUGUCAUUUCCUGCUCCAUGUUAGUUAAUGCAGCCCUCUCCGUCCUCUUGCUUGACCUGCAGCUCACCCCAUUGUUCUUUGUGGCAGUGGGGCUUAUCUGCCUGGCUAUUCAUCUCUACUAUCAAGUUAGGUAAUACUGAUCGAUAGGGUCAUAGUCCAUUUGGAUUCAGAUUGCAUCCUCCCUGUCCCAUCCAAUUUGUUUUAGUUUUAUAGAUUACCUUUUUGUAUUAGGUUUUCUCAACACUGACUGUCAUCACGUUCAGUCUACCUUGCCUCAUGUGACACUACUUUGUCACUGAAGUGAAGGUGGGUUGAAUAAGGGAGUCAUCAUGUGAUUGAGCUGUCUUAAUGUCUGAAUGUGGGAACUACUGUUCUUCACAUUCUUACUGUUAGCGACUGAGCCACUGCUUCUUCAUUUCUAGCAUCUCUUUGUCACAAGGCUUGCCACCUCAGGAGAUUAAACAAAAAUCUUCUCCACUUAAUUUCAUUUGAAUUUUUUGGAAGUUUCAAAAAUCAUCCAAUCAGGUGAUUAGAAUCAUUUCACUUCUGAGGUCCUUUCUGAAAUUGACUGACAGUUUUUGUUCGGUGCAGUGGAAGCUGUGUGACUUCAGGCUGGCUAUGAAGACAAUCCAGAACCAAGUCCCCAAUCCACACUGUUGAGUAUUCUGGAAGCAGAAAAUUCAAGUGAGGGAGAACUUUAAACUCUGUGUGCGUCUUCCCUUUUGUCCUUUUACUAAUUAUUUAUUUCAACAGGAAAGUGAUCUCAGUCCUAAAGAGAGGAAUAGGCUAUUCAGCUCUCCUAUCCCUACUUCAUAAGAAUGUAAGAAUAGGAGUAGACAGUUCGAACCCCAUGCCUGCUCAGUCAGCCAGUCAGUAAGAUUGUAUCACUUUGCUGGCCCUCAGUUUUCCUCUGCUAAUAAAAUGUUCCGAUCCCAGUCUGGAAACCUUCAAUUCAUGAUCUGGGAGAGCGGGUUCCAGAUUUCUGAAAGCCUUUGUGUGGAGAUAGUGUAUCCAGAUUGACUGACCAGCCCAAAACAAGAGUGAAGCUAGAAUUGUAGAAAAACUAGAUCUGGCAGAAGAAAAACAAUUUCACAUUUUAAGCUAAUAAAAUGUGAGGCUGGAUGAACACAGCAGGCCCAGCAGCAUCUCACAUUUUAAGCAUAGUCUUUCAUCAGAAUGCAUCCAACUUGAGCUUAUCUCAAGAAACGUGCUGUGCCCUAGACGCCUAGUAACACUAUUACUGCUUGACCCGACCCCAUUUCUCACACAGUCUGUGCUACUUUCUAUCUUUAACAAGUGAUUAAACAUUAGGGUGAAGUUCCAUUGAUGUCAUUCAUUGUCCUGGUAAUUGGCCAAAUUACAAUCUGCUGUUCAACCAUAAGUGGCAUCACAAUUGCACUUUAUUUGGUUGGAGGAUGCCUCUGGGAAGUGACCUAGAGGUGGAAAUACACUCCAAUAGCCUUAACAGUCAGUCUAAAAAUUGACGUUUUGAACUUCUGCAGAGCUGACCUAACUCAGCAUGGACCAGACAAUGUUUCAGAAACUUUCUUGUCUUUGUGACUGUUUGUUCUCUGUGAUGUUGCCUGGUUCAGUUUAUGAUCAGUGGUGAUCACCCCAGGGUGAAGCUUCCCUGUUGUUUGUGGGUGGGCUUUUUCUUGGUCAAUGAAGGGAAGCUGCCUAAUUCUAAUCCUAAUGGAGGGCAGUUCUUGAAUGAAUGUUGCAUAUUUCCUGGCUCCAUCCUUUUGAUUAUCCAGCAGGGAAUAUAGGCUGGAAGUGGGCCUGUCUCUGAGAGGGGGCUUCUCACAUUCUUACUGGCAAACUCGGCAUAUUAAGAAGUCCUUGGAAGGUUGCCUCUGUUUCACUGCAGUUGAGGGAACAGACAUUGUGCUUCUCCACCCCUCUGCAGCUACCUCUGUCUCCCACCGCCUCUGCUGCUGGACAACACAGGGCUUUUGUUACCAUGAGAAUCAGGACAUCCAUCUCAUGUGUAGUGAUGACCUCUGGGAUCAGAAGGGGUUUUUGUGAGUUGUGAUGUUCCCCACAGUUAAUCUCCUGAGCAAUAUUGGAGCUUCCCUGUGAAGAAAAACCACUCUGUGUAGGUUACAUAUGGACACAGUUUGUCAUAUGACGUUCCGCCAUAUAUCCAUAUCUUUUUCCCAGUGGGCUGCUUGCAUCCAUGAUUCAAUUUUCCUCUAACUUAAAAGUCGAGAGAAUUGUCUAAAGCAAAGUUUGUCUUUUAUUUUAAGGUGCUAGCUGACUGAGGUAUUUCUAACAGGUUUGAUAUAUUACUGGAAAAUCUUUCCAAGGCCCAGUCCUCAGUCUGUUAAUACCAUAGUUAACCAUAGACAGUGACGUCGUGUAUUGUGACAUUUCAAAACUUGAGUGCAUCUGGAAUAAUUUCACUGUGUUUACAUAUUAUACUUAAAUUCAGUCAAAAAUUCCAUAA
Molecule: messenger RNA, 3327 nt
Organism: Stegostoma tigrinum
Lineage: Eukaryota; Metazoa; Chordata; Chondrichthyes; Orectolobiformes; Stegostomatidae
Gene: slc35a4
Product: solute carrier family 35 member A4
Exons: 1
Coding region: 44-1015 (323 amino acids)
Biological process (GO): pyrimidine nucleotide-sugar transmembrane transport
Cellular component (GO): Golgi membrane
Molecular function (GO): pyrimidine nucleotide-sugar transmembrane transporter activity
Source: RefSeq, a predicted model, not a curated record